This is a messenger RNA of Leptopilina heterotoma, 2550 nucleotides long. RefSeq lists its product as uncharacterized. NCBI's taxonomy places the organism in Eukaryota, Metazoa, Arthropoda, Insecta, Hymenoptera, Figitidae. The record is from RefSeq and is a predicted model, not a curated record. The transcript has 9 exons. The coding region runs from base 270 to 1133 and encodes 287 amino acids.
GUGACAUUUUAUUUUUUUGGUAUAAGCAUAAAUUGUUUGUAAAUUGUAUCUAUUUUUUGUUCAAGGGACCUUUGGGAAAUAUAAAUAUAUUUAUACACAAAAAACUAUAAGUCUCAUUUAUACGGUAUAAUUUCAGGAGGAGCAAGAACAAUCUGGAGUUAAAACAAUUAUUAGAUUGAUUGCGUGCAUUAAAUUGCAAGGAUUUUCUUAAGUUUACCACGCUGUUGUUGCUUCUAUUGUUUGUUAAUAUUCAUUUAAACAUCAACAAAAUGGCAACAAAUCAUUCAUUGCUCAAUUUCUACGUUAUUUUCUAUAUUUUAUCAAUAUGGUACAAUACUGUUGUGGCCACUAGUGAUGAAUCGGAAAAUAUGGAUACAUCGGAAGAAUUCUCGUCUGAUUCUGAAGACUCAAAUAACCAAGGAGCUUUAAAUCCUAUGCAGGUUAAACUGUUACAGAAAUGGCACAUUGAUACAAAUAUCAAAAAUUUAACUUACAUUACGAAGAAAUAUAUUAAUAAUCCAACGAAAAUGAUAACAGAAUUAAUGAUAAAGAUCUUAGGUAAAAAUAUGUUACAAAACAUGACACCAAAAAUAAGAAAUUUACCUGUCAGAAAGUAUGCUUUUAUACCUGAGAAUGUUCAAAAUUUUGUUUUUGAAUACGUAAACUUACAUGCCAGACCAAGAAUUGAUAACUCAACAUUUAUUAAGAAAUUGAAAACAUUAUGCAAAUACAUUCGCCGACGAAACCGUGGCAGGUCAAUUAACAGAGAUUCUGAACAGUCAAACAACCAAAGUGCUUUAAAUCCCAUGCAGGCUGAGCUAUUGCAGAAAUGGCACAUUGAUGCGAAUAUCGAAAACUUAACUCACAUCACAAAUGAAUAUAUUAAUAGUCCAAGAAAAAUGACAACAGAAUUAUUAAGAAUGAUCUUGGGUAACAAUGUGCUACGUAAUAUGACAAUAAAUGAAAAUACAAAUUCUUGUGUAAAGUACAAUCUUAUACCUGAGAAUGUUCAAAAUUUUGUUUUUGAAUAUGUGAACUUACAUGCCAGAUCAAGUAUUGAUAAUUCAACAUUUUUCAAAACAGUGAGGCAAUUAUGCCUUAACGUACUGAAAGGAAAUUCUUUGAUUGUAUAAAAUUGUUUGAAAAUGUUGCGCCUGUUAAUUGGCAAUUGCCUGACACUCAAGUAAAUAAGGAGAAAUUAUUGCAAUUCGGGGAAACGCGGCUGGAUUCGGAGAAGCGGACCUUUUGGGGGGACUUUUGGCGAGAUAGUAAAAUGAUCGUCCGCGUGAUUUUGGGCCUCAUUUGCACUUGGUUCUCGUAAAGGGGAUUUUCCGCGCCAUACUUUGAAGUCCGAUGCCGUAGACCUCAAGGUAAAGAGUGCUUUCAUUUUUUUGGUGUAGUAAAAUUUCUUUGAUAAAUUUUCCUUUUACUAGUGUUUGUUUUUUUUUUUUAUAAUAAUUUUUGAAGAUUAUAAAACAUUUUAAAAUUUAUAGUGUGGCGUUAAUUUGUAAAUGGGCGGAAAAUUGUUGGAGCGUCGUUUGGAUUGAAUAGGCGGGAAAAGUCACACGGACGAUCGUUUGGGAGUAAAUUGAAGCUAAUAUAACUAACUUCUUUCCGGGCUAAAAAAAUACGGAAAGGAUUCAUUUAGAGGAAAAAGGAGGAAACAUUGAGACCUCAAAUCCUCAAUAGAAUUCCGGACGACGCCGUUUCUCCGCAUCCACGCCGCUGCCGAUAUUCCCCCUGAGAUCGAAGUCUGAUGAGUAUUUUAUAUUUUCUUCUGUUUAGUAUGUUUUUUUUCAUGAAUUUCUUAAUUUCUAAUCUAUUUGUUUUAAUCGACUCAAUUUUGUUUAUUAUAUUUUUGUCCUAAAUUGUAUUGAUAAUUUGACUUGUGUGGUGAAUGUGUGUAUGUAUGUGUAAUUUUAACGUGGGCAUAAAAUUGUAAAUUUAAAUUGAUUUUUAUUUGACUCGAGUCAAAACGACUGUUUAUUUAUGAAUAUAUUUUAAUUUUGCAUUUAUUUUGAUAAUUUUUAUUUCUCAUGUUCAUUCCUUUCAAUUAAUUAUCUUGUCUUAUAAUUCUAUUAUUGUUUAUUGUUUAAUUUUAUUGAUUUCAAUUUUGUUAAGUAUAAAUUUAUUACAUAAAAUGGCGCCCGAACAGGGACCAAACGAGUGCCCAAACUUUUAAAAUGAAUAUUUGUGAAUAUGAUUGACUGUUGUAUUAAUUGAUGUUAAUUAUUAAUUCUGAAAUUUACUUUGCUAUUUGAUUGUGUCUAUUUUAUGAAAGUGAUUUCUAUACUAUCUUUUUAUUGUACUAAUUUUACAUAUUUGUCGAUAUAUUUUUAUUUGUUAUUUGAUUGUGAUUUAUACAUAUGUUAUUUAUUUAUUGUGUUAAUAUUGUUCAUUUUUCGAAUUUUUUUGCAUUAUUUGUAUUAAAGUGUGAUAUUUAUGCAAAACAUAUCUCCGCGAAAAACGCGUUCUCAGAGUGGUAAAUUAUUCUCCGGUUUAGAAAUUGUGACGCGGAAAAAUACGAAUAAACCCACAUAGCACAAUAGU